GUCUUAAAUGCAGCCGCUGUUGUGUUUUCACGCCUGCAGGACAUUUGAUCAAACAAACAAAAUCAGGGCUGUGGUCAGAGAAAAGUAACAGCACAUCGCCUUAAAAAAACAAACAAACAAACAAACAAACAAUCUUUCACAGCAGCGGACGCGCUCCUGGACAGUCGUGCUCGCCAUGAGGAGGUCCGCGGACGUCGUGCUCACGCUGGUGCUCGUCGCGUCCCUGUCGAGCCGGUGCGCGCUCGGCAUCUACGGGAUGUUCGCGGCGCAGAGCUCUCCCCCGGACCCGUGCUACGACGAGCACGGAAACCCGCGCCGCUGCAUCCCCGAUUUCGUCAACUCCGCCUUCGGGAAGGAGGUGCGGGUGUCCAGCACGUGCGGGAAGCCGGCGGGCCGCUACUGCGUGGUGACGGCGGCGGAGAAAGGAGAGGAGAGGAGCCGGAGGUGUCACACCUGCGACGCGUCCGACCCAAAGAGUUCCCGGCCCGCGGCCUACCUGACCGACCUCAACAACCCGCACAACCUGACGUGCUGGCAGUCGGAGAACUUCCUGCAGUACCCGCAGAACGUCUCCCUGACGCUGUCUCUCGGCAAGAAGUUUGAGGUCACUUACGUGAGCCUGCAGUUCUGCUCGCCCCGGCCCGAGUCCAUGGUCAUCUACAAGUCCAUGGACUACGGCAAGACCUGGGUGCCGUUCCAGUUCUACUCCACCCAGUGCCGGAGGAUGUACAACAAACCCAACAGGGCCGCUAUCACCAAGCAGAACGAGCAGGAGGCCGUGUGCACGGACUCUCACACCGACAUGUACCCGCUGAUCGGCGGCCUGAUCGCCUUCAGCACGCUGGACGGCCGACCGUCCGCGCACGACUUCGACAGCUCCCCGGUGCUGCAGGACUGGGUGACGGCCACCGACAUCAGAGUGGUCUUUAGCCGCCUGCACACUUUCGGCGACGAGAACGAGGACGACUCGGAGCUGGCCCGGGACUCCUACUUCUACGCCGUGUCGGACCUGCAGGUCGGAGGGAGAUGCAAGUGCAACGGGCACGCGUCCCGGUGCGUGAAGGACCGGGACGGCAAUCUGGUGUGCGAGUGCAAACACAGCACCGCCGGACCGGAGUGCGACAGGUGCAAACCGUUCCACUACGACCGACCGUGGCAGAGAGCCACGGCGCGCGAGGCCAACGAAUGCGUGGCCUGUAACUGUAACCUUCACGCUCGAAGGUGUCGUUUCAACAUGGAGCUGUACAAGCUGUCGGGGAGGAAGAGCGGCGGCGUAUGCCUCAACUGUCGUCACAACACAGCCGGUCGCCACUGUCACUACUGCAAGGAGGGCUACUACAGAGACAUGUCCAAGCCCAUCUCACAUCGGAAGGCCUGCAAAGCAUGUGACUGCCAUCCCGUGGGUGCUGCUGGCAAAACCUGUAACCAAACCACAGGACAAUGUCCCUGUAAAGACGGCGUGACUGGUAUCACAUGCAACCGCUGCGCUAAAGGCUACCAGCAGAGUCGCUCGCCCAUUGCCCCUUGCAUAAAGAUUCCAGUUGUACCUCCAACGACCCCGGCCAGCAGUACAGAGGAACCAUCCGACUGCGACUCUUAUUGCAAAGCAUCUAAAGGCAAACUGAAGAUCAACAUGAAAAAAUACUGCAAGAAAGAUUAUGCUGUCCAGGUGCACAUCCUGAAAGCAGAGAAGGCCGGAGAGUGGUGGAAGUUCACCGUCAACAUCAUCUCCGUCUACAAGCAGGGAGAGAACCGAAUCCGCCGGGGGGACCAGUUCCUGUGGGUCCGUUCCAAAGACGUGGCCUGCAAGUGUCCCAAGAUCAAACCCGGGAAGAAGUACCUGCUUCUCGGGAAUGACGAAGACUCCCCCAGUCAGAGCGGAGUGGUGGCCGACAAAGGCAGCCUGGUCAUCCAGUGGAGGGACACGUGGGCGCGCAGGCUGAGGAAGUUCCAGCAACGCGAGAAAAAAGGCAAGUGCAAGAAACCAUAGGUGGAGACGGCACCAGGGGAGAUGAAUUCACGAGAGAAACUGAACGGGUGAUGUGAAAAAAGGUUGAAAGAGAGACAGUAGACUACGGACAGAGAAGAGACUCUUUAUGUCGCUGCUUUUUUUUUGUGUAGAAGCAUGAAGAGAUUUAGGUUUUUCUUGUAGUGAAUGUUUCUUGAAGGAGUUCACCUUGCAGAUUAAAAAAAAAAUUACUCUGAGAUUGUGGAUUUGCAGAGACUCGUGGAUUUGCCAAAUUUGCACCGACCGGUAUUAUCAGUAUAUAAUUUUUUUAAAAUGUUGUUUGACUCCAUUAUGUUUUAUGUUUUGGUUUUAUGAACAUUUUUUUUCCUGCUGGUGCAAAAAUGACAGAUAAAAGUAAUGACCACUGCAUUUUCACAUCAUCUUACUCCACAUUUAGCGAUAAAAUUUGAGCUGUUAAAAAAAUUAUAAUUUUUCAGACUGAGACAGGAAUAUCUUCUUUAGCAGUGAAAAUAUGUCAUUCAGCAGGUAGAAUGGUCUUCUGAGGCACAUGGAAAGUGGGAAUUUCAUAAAUGCACACUGCGUUUCGAGUUAAAUGAGCUGCUGGUGUUCUCUGUCGUCAGCUAUUCUUUGUUUUAACCAUUUUCCAAAUUUUACAGUAGUACUUAACAGUAGCUGUAGACAUGAAGACAGUAAGGGCGACAGCAAUCUGACAUCUGACCUUCACCCAAAUGAUUGACCUCUGGCCAACCUUGUGAGAGCAGUUGUGGAAUUGACCUACAUGCGUGCCUGAGCUCAGUUUCAUAAAGCAGUCUACUCUUGUUUAGUCAACUA
Molecule: messenger RNA, 2800 nt
Organism: Thalassophryne amazonica
Lineage: Eukaryota; Metazoa; Chordata; Actinopteri; Batrachoidiformes; Batrachoididae
Gene: ntn1a
Product: netrin 1a
Exons: 7
Coding region: 176-1990 (604 amino acids)
Molecular function (GO): protein binding
Source: RefSeq, a predicted model, not a curated record